Molecule: messenger RNA, 2492 nt
Organism: Oreochromis niloticus (Nile tilapia)
Lineage: Eukaryota; Metazoa; Chordata; Actinopteri; Cichliformes; Cichlidae
Gene: cpxm1b
Product: carboxypeptidase X (M14 family), member 1b
Exons: 15
Coding region: 74-2464 (796 amino acids)
Biological process (GO): proteolysis
Molecular function (GO): metallocarboxypeptidase activity; zinc ion binding
Source: RefSeq, a predicted model, not a curated record
GUUGCAGAGCAGCGGGUCACAGAGGUUGAAUGAGAAGUUAGUGUUAGAGGGUUUUCUGCAGGGGAGAGUUGCUAUGGCAGGAUUUCUGCUCAUCACUCUGCUUUUUUAUCUGAACUGUGGCUCAUUUGUUGUUGUUAUAAGCAGACCUGCAGAUGGCACAACCUCAAGGAGAGCCACUGUGGCUUUAAACACAGCUCUAACUUCAACCGAGAGCCUUUUUUCUGCAGGGAAACCCAAUACCACUGAGGUUCCCACCACAGGAUUCACAACUAGGUAUCGUAAGUCAAUAAGCAAACCCACAACAGCUCCAGAAAGUCUGAGUGAAGCUGCUGGUAAAAAAACUGAAAGAGAAGAAGAAGAAGGUCCUCCAGAGUUGGCAAAGAGGUCCACCAGAGGCAUUAAGGUAGCAAAGAAGCCCAAAACGGUCCUGAAGAAACCCAAAGUCAUCGACAAGAAGCCAAAUGCUGCUGAAAGAGCAAAACCCCAGGUCAAAAAAAGAGUGAGCCAAUCAGUGGCCACAGAAACAGCCCCACAAUGUCCUCCACUGGGUCUCGAGUCACUGAAGGUCAAAGACACACAGCUGAGGGCUUCGUCCUACAAGCGCCGAGGCCUGGGUCCCCACAGGGGUCGACUCAACAUCCAGUCUGGAACAGUGGAUGGAGAUAUCUAUGAUGGGGCCUGGUGUGCUCAGUACAGGGAUAAGAAGCAGUGGCUGGAGGUCGACGCUCGACGGCUGACUCGCUUUACUGGUGUCAUCCUCCAGGGGCGCAACUCCAUCUGGAGCUGGGACAUUGUGCAUACCUACAAGGUGCAGUUCAGCAAUGACACACUGGUCUGGAAGCCAUGUAUGAACGGGACUGAAGAGGCUAUAUUUGAAGGAAACCAAGAUGCAGAGACACCCGUCCUUGCCCUCUUCGACACUUCCACAGUGGCACGCUACAUUCGGAUCAACCCACAGACCUGGUACCAGAAUGGGACAAAGGGGGACAUCUGCCUGAGAGCUGAGGUGUUGGGCUGUGCACUCCCAGAUCCAAACAGUAUCUAUCCAUGGCAGACAGAGCCCACAGAGUCCAAAGACAAGCUGGACUUCAGACACCACAACUAUAAGGAGAUGAGAAAGCUGAUGAAGUCGGUACAAGACGAGUGCCCUGACAUCACCCGCAUCUACAGCAUCGGGAAGAGCUACACGGGGCUGAAGCUCUACGUCAUGGAGAUCUCCGACAAUCCAGGAAAACACGAGCUGGGAGAACCAGAGUUCCGAUAUGUUGCAGGGAUGCAUGGGAACGAGGUGCUGGGACGAGAGCUCCUGCUAAAUCUCAUGCAGUACAUCUGCCAGGAGUAUAAACGGGGAGACCAACGCAUAGUGCACCUGGUCAAAGAGACCCGCAUCCACCUUCUGCCCUCCAUGAACCCCGAUGGAUAUGAGAUGGCCUUUAAAAAGGGCUCAGAGCUGGCAGGCUGGUCGCUGGGACGUUACAGCUAUGAAGGCAUCGAUAUGAACCACAACUUUGCUGACCUCAACUCAGUGAUGUGGACCGCCAUCGAGCUGGAGACGGACCAGUCCAAACUCAUCAACCACUAUUUCCCCAUCCCUGAACAGUACACCACCGAAGAAGCUUUUGUGGCGUCAGAGACCCGAGCUGUCAUCAGCUGGAUGCAGAACAUCCCGUUUGUUCUGGGUGCCAACCUCCACGGUGGAGAGCUGGUGGUCACCUACCCGUACGACAUGACACGGGACUGGGCGCCUCGUGAGCACACGCCCACUGCUGAUGAGAGCUUCUUCCGCUGGUUGGCGGUAGUGUACGCCAGCACCAAUCAGGUGAUGUCCAACCAUGACCGCCGGCCGUGCCACAACAAGGACUUCCUGAGAUACAAUAACAUCAUCAAUGGAGCCGACUGGCACAAUGUACCGGGAAGUAUGAAUGACUUCAGCUAUCUGCACACAAACUGCUUCGAGGUGACUGUGGAGUUGUCCUGUGAUAAAUUUCCUCACGCCAGCGAACUUCCCAUCGAGUGGGAAAACAACAGGGAGUCUCUGCUGACUUACAUGGAGCAGGUGCACCGUGGUAUUAAGGGUGUGGUUCGCGACAAGGAUACGGGGGCUGGAAUAGCAGACGCCGUUAUCAAAGUCGAUGACAUUGAUCAUCACAUUAGAUCAGUGGCCGAUGGCGAUUACUGGCGGUUGCUGAACCCCGGCGAGUAUCGGGUGACGGCCACCACAGACGGCUACUUCCCCUCCUCCCGUACCUGCCAGGUCAUGUAUGACCACUACCCCACAAUCUGUGAUUUCCGCCUCACCAAGAUGCCCAAAGAGAGGCUGAAGGAGCUUUUGAUGAAGGGAGGGAAACUUCCCAAAGACCUGCAGCUCAGGCUGCGGCAGCUACGGAUGCGGAAGCUGCGUGUCACCACCAAGGCGAUCAACCGGAGACGCGCUGCUGCCGCUAAACGGGCAAAGAGGGUGUGAUAAUGAUCGUGAUCAAAGCGAGAACAAA